AUGCCAGAGACGGAUAUAUCGUUUGGAAGGUCAUUACUGAGUUUGCGUCGAGACCAAGCAAACUUAAUGGACCCAACUGCCAUCCCCGAGCCUAUGACCAUGGAGGUUGAGUUAGAUUCUUUCCAACGACAAGUUGCUGAGAAGUUUAUCGACCUCAACGCCUCCGCGGAUGACGAAGAGCCCCUCUCACUCGAAUGGAUAGCGAAACUUCUUGAUUCCUUUCUCUGUUGCCAAGAAGAGUUUCGAGUUAUCAUAUCUAACCACAAGUCUCAGCUUCUCAAACAGCCAAUGGACCGUUUGAUAGAAGAUUACUUCGAGAGGAGCGUCAAGGCUCUUGACGUAUGCAACGCGAUCCGUGACGGGAUCGAGCAAAUCCGACAGUGGCAGAAAGUGGUUGAGAUCGUAACGUCAGCUUUGGACACAAGCCAGAGACAAGAUCUCGGUGAAGGAGAGAUCAACCGUGCGAAGAAAGCUUUGAUUGAUUUGGCCAUCGGAAUGGUAGACGAGAAAGAGUCAUCGAACUCAUUGGCACAACGUAACCGUUCUUUCGCACGCAACAAGGAGCAUAGUAACAAAAACAUUGGCUACAUUAGGUCACUCUCAUGGAGCGUGUCUAGGUCGUGGUCAGCUGCUAGGCAGUUACAAGGCAUAGGAAACAACUUGGCAACGCCUCGAACCAGCGAUGUCAUAGCCACUAGUGGCUUAGCCCUAACCGUAUACACGAUGACAUCAAUAUUGCUAUUCGUAAUGUGGGUUCUUGUAGCGGCCAUACCUUGCCAAGACCGUGGGUUACAAGUUAACUUCUAUUUCCCUAGGCAUUUCCAAUGGGCAGUACCGGUGAUGUCGUUGCACGAUAAGAUCACUGAAGAGUCAAAGAAAAGAGACAAGAAGAAGGCGUGUGGACUGCUUAGAGAGAUUAACCAAAUAGAGAGAAUCUCGAGGAUGUUGAGUGAGCUGAUUGAUUCUGAUAACUUCUCAAUGGCGGAUGAGAAAGGAGUAGAGGUGAAGGAGAAAGUGGAAGAGUUGAUGCAUGUUUGUGAAGAUGUGAGAGAAUGUUUGGAACCAUUUGAAAGGAAAGUUAGAGAAGUCUUCCACAGGAUCGUCCGUAGCCGCACUGAGUCUCUUGAUUCGCCUGGAAAGGCUCAGAAUGAUCAAGAAUAG
Molecule: messenger RNA, 1161 nt
Organism: Microthlaspi erraticum
Lineage: Eukaryota; Viridiplantae; Streptophyta; Magnoliopsida; Brassicales; Brassicaceae
Source: the annotation of a GenBank genome assembly